This is a messenger RNA of Paecilomyces variotii, 1783 nucleotides long. Its product is annotated as putative FMN binding oxidoreductase. The record is from RefSeq and is a predicted model, not a curated record. The transcript is spliced from 7 exons. Bases 291 to 1562 code for a protein of 423 amino acids. Lineage: Eukaryota; Fungi; Ascomycota; Eurotiomycetes; Eurotiales; Thermoascaceae. Gene Ontology annotation, molecular function: FMN binding; oxidoreductase activity.
AUUGUGGCGCUGAGAGGAAAAAACCGAGGUAGUUUACUCUAUCGCGCGGUGGAGAUCUCUAAGUACUUACAGAUCCAAGCGAGUGGAAUGCGACGGAAAGCAUGUGCUUCUGGUUUUUAGCUUGAGCUUAUCCCUUAGAAGCUAUGUCCUAGCGAGAUACUUUUAGAAUUUAUAUCGAGGCCUUGGAACUCUGGCUGCUUUUCUAAUUCGAAAUUUAUCUAUAGGACGUCCAUAAAUUAUCUCGAUUUUAUUUUCUUAUUCGCUAUCACGCAAUUGGUAUCGCCGAAAAAAUGCCUUCCGUUCUAUCCGACCCGGUUAAGCUGCCAUGUGGUGUUGUUCUUCCCAAUCGCCUUUCGAAGGCCGCGAUGGCUGAACAAAUGGCCAAAUCGUCAGACCAUACCCCAGACGACAGUUUUGUCCAGGCAUACAGCCGAUGGGCUGAAGGCGGAUGGGGAUCUAUUCUCACAGGAAACGUCCAAGUAGAUGCGAACUACUUGGGUGGUCCGAACGACCUGGCACCCCCUCGGUAUUAUGACCCUGAAAAGGACGCCGCCGUCCUCCAGCGGUGGAAGAAGUAUGCGGACGCAUGCCAGAAACAUGGCUCUCCAGGUAUCGUGCAGCUCUGCCAUCCAGGCCGACAGUCGCCUUUAGGAGCUGGCGAGCGGGGUCUCCUCACAUCGACAAUCGCGCCUAGUCCAAUCCCCUUGGAUAUUGGAGACGGAAUCCUAGCUACGCUAGUUCGCAUGCUGGUCUUUCCCACGCCGAGGGAGAUGACGGUUGCGGAUAUCGAGACAGUUACCCGCCAAUUUGUCGAUGCUGCUCGUCUUAUGGCGGAUGCGGGGUUUUCGGGAAUCGAGCUUCAUGGUGCGCAUGGAUAUCUGAUUGACCAAUUCCUCUCCCCCAAGACAAACCACCGCACCGACGCAUAUGGAGGUACUCCAGAGAGACGCGCGAAGUUUCUCUUGGAUAUCAUCACAGAGACCCGGAAGGCUGUCCCAGCUAACUUCUGUAUCGGAAUCAAGUUAAAUUCCGCGGAUCACGACUCCAGCAAUUUCGAGGACGUGAUGACCCAGAUCGGUCUCGUGGUUGCGGCCGGAAUAGACUUCAUCGAAAUCAGCGGUGGAUCGUAUGAGAGUCCAAAAAUGAUGGGCUACGAACUCGCCCAAAAGGAACAGAAACCGACCUCCUCCAGGACCGCUGCUCGGGAAGCAUUCUUUCUCGACUUCGCUCGAGAGGCGCGCAAACGCUAUCCCGACGUCGUCCUCAUGCUCACAGGUGGUUUCAGAAGCCGUCAAGGCGCCGAAGCUGCCGUGAAGGAGAAUGCAUGUGACCUCGUUGGAAUCGGACGUCCAGCAUGCGUCAAUCCCAGAUUCGCGCACCUCCUUCUGGACGAUGGCACCAAGGAUGAGGAGGCCCAGUUGCCGCUGGAGAAGGCGCCAGUGCCGACGUUGAUGAAGUGGUUGCCUGUGAAGAUUCAGAGCGCAGGAGCAGAAUCCGUAUAUUAUAUGGCCCAAAUUCAACGAUUAGCCAAGGGAUUGGCGACGUAUGCACCUGGAAUUUGAGUCACAUAUGAAUCGAAGGAGUGAGCCUAGAGCAAUGCUCAGUUGGAAAUCGAGGAAAAGCUUCAGAACCGGCUUAUCAUGUCUGUUAUUUAUAGAUGCAUCUAGAGGUACGUCAUUAGAUUAGGAGGCGUCUUUUCUACUACCAACAUACAUUGGUGGGAUCUAUUUAUCGUAUGUAUAUUAUUAGCGCCUUGCGCGAAUCUAUCGUACAUCCUAGUCGU